This is a messenger RNA of Australozyma saopauloensis, 1629 nucleotides long. RefSeq lists its product as uncharacterized. The transcript has a single exon. Lineage: Eukaryota; Fungi; Ascomycota; Pichiomycetes; Serinales; Metschnikowiaceae. Bases 1 to 1629 code for a protein of 542 amino acids. The record is from RefSeq and is a predicted model, not a curated record.
AUGUUACGGCAGGAUGUACGGACAUUGUUUUUGGAAAGAGUUUGGAUGAUUUGGUGUUUUUAUAGUGGAGAACGGUCGCACUUCGAGAAGCUUCGAUCACGUGGGGGCGGUUUUUUGCAGCAGACCGAUGGAAAAAGAAGAUGGGCGGCGGAAAUAAUUAUGCGGCCAUUUGAAAGUUUCAUUCCGAAAUUUUCACUUUAUUUUUUUUUUGGGCGAUGUUCUCCCAGCAAUCAUUCGUCCUCUUCCAGAUCCUGCUCACUAGAGAAGAACCUAUCUCCUGCAGACAAGCGCACACCCCCAGAUUUCAGGCCCCAGAUAACGCUGAUAAUCCUCUACCACCUCCAUUCCCAUCUGCCCAAUUGCUCAAUUGCUCUCGAUGGGAUGAUCGCAUCACUUCCUAUAGAAAUCCAGGUCCAGAUCCUCUCGUCGACUGCAGGAAGCGCGCUCCGGGCCACCAAUUCCCACUUCUACUUGUUGUACAACGACCUCUACUUCAAUAAACUAGUGCGUGAGUUCGGCGAGGAUGUGGUACAGACGCUCCAGAAAGUUUAUCCGUGGUUGCGCAAGUAUAUAAAGUCGCUCGACCACUUUCGGCGGAAAAACCGUGAGAUUGUCUCCAAACGCCUAGAUCUAAAAGACGCCCAAUUCUGGCAGCAGCAGAACUUGCCUGUGGAUGUGGUGUCGUCCAAGUACAUCAAAGAUUCGUGGAAAUACGUGUAUGCGCUCUUCAAGAAUAAGCGCUUGUUUGCGGACUACUCCGAUUACCGCAUAGACGAGCCCAGCAACUAUAUCUAUAAUCAUUACGUAGAAAUUAACCGUACGUACCUUCUCUCGUUGAGCAAAACCAUAUGGUUGGCGCCGGGGAAAUACAACCUCAACAUCGGCUUGGUGGUCAAACAUGGCAGUGGGCUAGGGACCACCAAGUUCGAGGUCAGUUUCCGUACACCGCAGGGCGACCCAGUGGUCAAGACGUUCUAUCCGCCCACGAACAUCAACGAGAUUCUACCGAAGAACCAGUUUUGUCUCUUGAAGGUGGCCGAGUUCGAGAUUCCACGCAUUCCUACAGAGCCAAAGGGCUCUUCUUCUGCAUACCAUCAUAAGCAACUAUACAAGGUGCAGCUCGUCAUGGAAGAGAUUGGGCUCUACCUCAAAUCUGGCUUCACUAUUUAUUUCAUUGACUUCCUGCAGCCAUCCAUGCUCUUCAACGACUAUGACUUGCUCUACUAUACAUGCAAGAAUACAGACUACCGCAAAUACAUCAAUAUUCCGUUGAAGAGCUUCUACAAGGUUCUCUCGUACGUUCAAAAUCAGAACGUCGACGACUACCAGACUGAGAUACCAUAUGGUGAAGGAGACCCCGCACGCAUGGUCCAGAAUUUGGACUCAGAGCUUAGAUUUGACGGCAAGGACAACAUCAGCUCGGACAAAGAGCUCUUGGCUUAUGCCGACUUCUUUUUCGCUAACGACAACAAGCGUUCUUUCAAGUUUAACACAGUAUACCAGAGAAGACAGUUCAUCAAUAGAUUCGGCAGUUUCGAAGACGGUGCUGAAGAUGAGGGCCCCGACAGCGUGUGUACCUACGACCCAGAUGGACUCAAAUGGAAAGUGCCUAUUCUUGGAGAGCUCUGA